UCUUGGCCCACAUUUUCCCGCUCCGUCCCAGGACUUGGACACCCAGAAUCCAGGAAAAGUAACUUGCGCUCGAGAACAGCUCUCGCACCAACGUGAUCUGCACCUUUAAACUCACUUUGUGCCGAACCAGACCCCGGAGGCACCACCCACAUCCGUCUAACAUCACUUCCUUCAGAGUUUGAAAAAAAAAAAAAAAAAAAAUCUGGGAAGGCGAGGGGUUGUGCUGAGCCGCUCUCGGCUAGCGGUGUGGACCUUCUGCUGGGACUGCGGCCCUGCGUCCGCUCAGCCCCGUGGCUCCGCGCAUCUACUGCCAUGGAGACGCGGCCUCGUCUCGGGGCCACCUGUUUGCUGGGCUUCAGUUUCCUGCUCCUCGUCAUCUCUUCUGAUGGACAUAAUGGGCUUGGAAAGGGUUUUGGAGAUCAUAUUCAUUGGAGGACACUGGAAGAUGGGAAGAAAGAAGCAGCUGCCAGUGGACUGCCCCUGAUGGUGAUUAUUCAUAAAUCAUGGUGUGGAGCUUGCAAAGCGCUAAAGCCCAAAUUUGCAGAAUCUACAGAAAUUUCAGAACUCUCCCAUAAUUUUGUUAUGGUAAAUCUUGAGGAUGAAGAGGAACCCAAAGAUGAAGAUUUCAGCCCUGAUGGAGGUUAUAUUCCACGUAUCCUUUUCCUGGAUCCCAGUGGCAAGGUGCAUCCUGAAAUCAUCAAUGAGAAUGGAAACCCCAGCUACAAGUAUUUCUACGUCAGUGCUGAGCAAGUUGUUCAGGGGAUGAAGGAAGCUCAGGAAAGGCUGACGGGUGAUGCCUUCAGAGAGAAACAUCUUGAAGAUGAGUUGUAACAUGAAUAUGCUCCUUCUUUCAUCAGAGUUAGUGUUCUGUAAGGAAAGCAGCAAGGGAGGGAAUACUGAGGAAUCAUCCAGAACAAUUAAGCCGACCAGGAAACCUCAUUCCUACUUACACCGGAAGGAGCUCUCUCACUGUGGAAGAGAUCUGCUAACAGAAGCUGGUCUGCAUGUUUGUAGAUCCAGCAGAGAGUGGCAGACUUUCUUCUCCUUCUCCCUCUCUUGUAAACGUCAAUUUGUCAUUGAAUGUAAAGAAUAAAAUCUUCUGACAAAAAACUUAAGCCACUUGGAGGUUUACUCUUUGCACUUAAGUAGUUGUCUUUUCCCAUUUCCUCCCACUUUACUCACCUUAGUGGUGAAAGGAGACUAGUAGCAUCUUUUCUACAAUGUUAAAAUUGCAGAAAUAGCUUAUCAUUAAAAAA
Molecule: messenger RNA, 1256 nt
Organism: Saimiri boliviensis boliviensis (Bolivian squirrel monkey)
Lineage: Eukaryota; Metazoa; Chordata; Mammalia; Primates; Cebidae
Gene: TXNDC12
Product: thioredoxin domain containing 12
Cellular component (GO): endoplasmic reticulum
Source: RefSeq, a predicted model, not a curated record